UAUUCACUGACAAAAGUGGCUGCUGACGUUUACAGCAUUCAAAAAUCAGAAAGCUAAAUGACCAGUAAGGAGGAAGAUCUGCAGGACAACCAGUACGUAGUCAAUCUGGACCAUGAGCAGUUCUGCUGCUCAGUUUGCCUGGAUCUGCUGAAUGAGCCCGUCACCAUCCACUGCGGACACAGUUACUGCCGAAGCUGCAUCGAGAGCAGCUGGGACAGGCAGGGUGAGAGGGAGGAAUACAGCUGCCCCCAGUGCAGGGAGACCUUCCAUCCCAGGCCUGUCCUGAAGAGAAACAACAUGCUGGCUGAGGUUGUGAAGAAGUUUAAGAUGAGAUAUCCCCAACCACCGCCUCCGUCUCUGACCGUGGCCGCCCCGCCAGAUGUCGCCUGUGACUUUUGCAGUCUCGGAGGAAACAAAGCCACCAAGUCUUGCUUGACGUGCUUGGCAUCUUACUGCAAUGAACAUGUAGAGCCUCACUACACUGUCUCCGUGUUGCAAGAGCAUGAACUGAUCUCAGCUACGAUGCCAAUAGGGCACAAGGUGUGCACCGAGCAUCGGAAGUUGAUGGAUCUCUGCUGCCAGACGGACGAGCAGCUCAUCUGCACCAAGUGCACGAUGGACAAACAUAAAGGUCACAAGUUUGUGUCUAUUCUGGAGUUAAAGGAGACCACAAAGGAACGGCUGGAGAAAGUUCGAAAGCAAGUGCAAGAGAAAGUCCAGCAAAGAGAAGAAGAGCUGGAGACGAUCAUACAAGCUGAGAAAAAUGUUAAGAGCAGUGCCCAGACCUCAAAGGCAGACUGUGCCAAGGCUUUCUCCGAGCUGAUCUCGUCUGUGCAGAACAGAUGCAGUAAGCUGGAGCAGCUGAUUGAGGCCCAGGAGAAGAGCGCCCUCGCUCAGGCUGGGGAGCUGAAGCAGCGGCUGGAGAAUGAGCUCGGCGAGCUGAGAGGGAAGGAAGGUCAGCUGCUGCGGCUUUCAAGCAGCGAUGACGUUGUCCACCUAACACAGCUUAACCCCAUUUCCGUCGCAUUUCAAGACUUUGCACCGGGUGCCGGUCCUCCACGUUCUUUCACAGAUGUGACUGCUUGUGUGACUGAGCUGAAAGCCAAAGCAGACAUUUUGCUGGAGGAGACAUGGCCCAAGAUCUCAACUACGGUCUCUUACGUUGACUUCUCCCUUUCACCUGCACCCAACAGCAGAGAGGAGUUUUUGCGUUAUUGGCGUCCCUUAACACUGGAUGAUACGUCAAACUACCCUAAGCUAACCCUCAUGGACAACAACCAAGAAAUGAGGCCUUCACCCAUCCCCUAUUCUCCUCAUCCAAACAGAUUCAUAAAAUUCCCACAGGUCCUUUGCAAAGAGGCUUUAACAGAGCGGUGUUACUGGGAGGUGAAGUGGCACGCUCGCACUCUCUCUGCGGCUGUAGCUUACAAAGACGCCAACCGAACUUCGGACGAGUCAGAGUUUGGGAGAAACGACAAGUCUUGGACUCUAGAAUGCUCAGGAGACACCCUGACGUUUCGACACAAUGAUGUCGAUACGAAAGUACCAGGCUCUUGCUCCAAAAAGAUCGGCGUGUUCCUGGAUUACCAGGCAGGAAUUUUGAGAUUUUAUCAAGCUUCUGAUCAAAUGCUGCAAAUCUUUGAAGUCCAGACCACGUUCACUGAGCCUCUUUAUCCUGGUAUUGGUUUGAACUAUGAGUGGUAUGAUACUGGAGUAUUUGCAGGAUUGGCCAAAUUGAAAUAGUACAGAACUCGUACAGAAUAUAAUUCUGAAAAUGUUAGUGAGUCGCGGUUUGCAGGUGUGGCAAAAACAAUUCCGUGUAACAGAAUUUCUGUCAAGAACUUGGAAAGUCUCCAAAGCUAAAGGUGAAAGGGGAGGAGUAAUUAAACUCUGUGGUGGAAGGAAAAUAUGAGGAAGUACUUUCACUUGAUUUGAUGUGUUUUGAAUUCGCCAAAAUUUCAUUGAUUCGUUCAUGUUGUUUUUCUUGCAAAAUCCAUCAUCAAGAGAAGAAUCAGCAAAUCCACCUGAACUUGUGAAAUCAGUUUUAUUUUGCAUCGGUCUAUGGUGGAACCAACUCACACACCAUCAGAGAAAUGCAGAGAGCAGAUUUUCUGGCACUGGAUUUUCUACUUUUGUAGUUUUGAAUAUAACUGGACAGUCAAGUUGCUCUGGGUGUUUAAUAUGUAAAACUGAUCUUGGGGGAAUAAACAUCUUUUUAACAAAUUUGAA
This is a messenger RNA of Poeciliopsis prolifica (blackstripe livebearer), 2229 nucleotides long. Its product is annotated as E3 ubiquitin/ISG15 ligase TRIM25-like. The record is from RefSeq and is a predicted model, not a curated record. The coding region runs from base 58 to 1743 and encodes 561 amino acids. Gene Ontology annotation, molecular function: zinc ion binding; protein binding. NCBI's taxonomy places the organism in Eukaryota, Metazoa, Chordata, Actinopteri, Cyprinodontiformes, Poeciliidae. The transcript is spliced from 8 exons.